GCUCGAGCCGCCGAGGGGGGAGGAGUGUGUCGCUGCGCCUCGCCGGGUUACUAUGUCCCCUAUUAUUUACACGCCUGCGGGAGGACUUUUGAAGUGAUUUUAUUUAUUUUAUUUUCCGGGACUCCUUGUUGCCAUAAUUCCGUCCUUAAGUUUUGAAUACGAAGAAGAAGAAGAAGAAGAAGAAGAAGAAGAAGAAGAAGAAGAAGAAAUGACACCAAGAAAGAAAAGAAGAUUAUAAGGAAGAAGAUUACUACUACCAGUACUACUACUACUACUACUACUACUACUACUACUACUACUACUACAAGAUGGGGUCGGUUUGGAAGCGGUUUCAGAGGAUUAACAAAAAGGCUUCAAAGUUUCAAUUCACGGCUUCGUUUCAUGAGCUGUCCCUCACUGCAACGCCCAAGUGGCAGCCCAGUCAACUCAGCGUGGCAUGGCUUCGGAGGACUCGCCGGGAGGUUGUGGAGGCGCCCACGUGGGAGCCAUCCAUGCGCGAGCCUCUUCAGGGGCUGUGCGUGUGGCCCGUCCCUGCAAACACAACCAUUACAGUCACGCUCUUCAGGGAUGCUCGGACGCAGGACUUCGAGGAUAAGGAGUGGACCUUUGUGCUGGAGGAUGUGUCCUCCAGCGGCAAGCGUCGGCAGGUCGCAACGGCCCAGGUCAACAUGAAGCAGUACGCCGGCUUCAGCACCCAGCAGGACAUCAAGGUCAAGCUCCGCCCCCUCAGCAAGAAGGUCGCGGCAGCCUCCCUCGACCUGACCCUCACCUGUCUUUUCCUGCGUGAGGGGAAAGCCACGGACGAGGACAUGCAGAGUAUGGCGUCGCUGAUGUCCAUGAACACCCCCAACGACAUCGCCCCCCUGGAGGACUUUGACGAUGAUGACGACAACGAAGGCCGCAGUUUUAGUGAGCCUCCAAGCAGAGUCUCGACCCUCUCUCGUAAGGGAUUGAGACCCACCUUCACUUCACCAGGCUCUCCAGGGGAGUCAGCCUCACGCAGCGCUGAGUUCAGUGUCUUGGCUGCACAGAUCAGCUCCCUCACCUCCUCCUCCUUCACCUACGACCCCUACCCCCCACACCCCCACGCUGACCCCCAAUCUCCUCUCAUCCCCUUCGACGAGGAGGAGGAAGACGCAGCCACUCUUGAAGGAGGAGAGGAGUCUGCCCAGGGUAUAUCCACAGGUCCUCCUCCUCCUCUUCCUCCCUCCUCCUCCUCCUCCUCCUCCCCUCAGGACCCCCAGGAUACCCCCACCCCGCCUUCUUCCCAGGACACAGGGGAGUCUUCCGUCCAGCUGGGAGCGGGUGAUGCUGCUGAGCGGAGGCGGACUUUGGAGGAUAGACGCGCCCUGCAGCCCCUCCAUCUCACCCCCAACCAUGUCGGGUCAAAGAAGGUCAACGGAAAAGGCGGAACAGGGAAGGAGGGUGACCGAGGGGGAGGCGGGGGGUGUACGCCGGGGCAGGACCUCCUCUCCUGGUGCCAGAGUGUGACCCAGGGGUACCGCGGGGUCAAGGUCACCAACAUGACCACCUCUUGGCGAAAUGGACUCGCCUUCUGCGCAAUCAUACACCACUUCAGACCUGACCUUGUUGACUUCGAGAGCCUCUCCCCGCAGGACGUGAAGGGGAACUGUCGCAAGGCUUUUGAGGCAGGCGAACGGCUGGGUGUGACACGCCUUAUCGAGCCCCAGGACAUGGUCAUACUCACCGUGCCGGACAAGCUGGCUGUGAUGACCUACCUCUAUCAGCUACGGGCGCAUUUCACAGGACACGAGCUUGAGGUAGCGCAGAUCGGAGACACUGCAGCAGAGUCCUCCUACACUGUUGGGCGCAUGGACACAUCACAAGCGGAAGAGGACAUUCUGAACCUCCUCCAUACAGCCGAGCUGGAACACCACCAUCACCACCACCCUGGGCCUGGCGGUGGGGGUGAGGUGUCGACCGGGAACAACACCAGGGCCAGGAGGGUGUCAGAGUCCAGCCUAGGGUCGCAGAAAUCCACCGGGAGCAAGCGGAAGAGCGGAGAGUACAGCGACGGGAGCAGUGGAGGCGGAGGAGGAGGUGGAGGUGGAGGAGGGGGCAGUACCACCUCCGCGCCCUCCACUCGAGACCGGAUCUUGGCCUCGUCAAAAUCGCUGACCUCGGAGAUAUUUAAGAUUGGGACAAAAGUUCUCUCGCCCACGAAGGAGAAGACGAAGGGAGGAGGAGGAGGAGGAGGAGGAGGAGGAGAGAGUGUGGGCAAUGCUGCAAAUAAUCGGCUGUCUAGUGCCUCCCUCAGCAGCAACAGCAGCAGCAGCGAUAGGCCCGUUCUGAUGACCCAUAAACAGCUGAUCGACCCCUUCGCUUCCGAUGAGGAGGAAGAACAGGGAGGAGAUGGGGGGAAGGUUGUCUCCUCUCCUCCUCCUCCUUCUCCUCCUCCUCCUCUUUACGCCUCUUCCUCCCCCCCUGCCUCCUCCUCCCCUGUUCCUCCUCCUCCUCCUCCGACUUCUUCUAAAGAGACGAAUUUGGGAAGCAGUUCCCCCGGGCCGGCCAGCACCAGGGGGAGGGGAGUGGCACCCCCCCACCCCAGGGCCACCUCCCCCCAGCCCCCCGCCUCCCCCCCCUCGUCCCCCUCGGCAACUCGCUUGGAGCACUCAGACUCAGCGCACAGCAAGGCUUCCACCCCCCAAAUUACCCUCAGCGGACCCCCUUCAGCAGGUAGUCAGCAGGUCUCUUGUGUCCUGCUGAGUGGGUCUGGGUCUGCUGAGGAGGAGGAGGAGGAGGAGGAGGUAGGGAGGGAGGGAGAGGGGAAGAAGGAGAGGGAAGGAAAGGAGGAAGAAGAGGAAGAGAAGAGAGAAGAUGACAAAGAGGAAGAAGAGGAGGAGGAGGAGGAGGAAAAGGAAGAGAAGAAGGAGGAGGCAGAUAAGGAUGAAGAAGAGGAGGAAGAGAAGAAGAAGAAGGAGGAGGAGGAGGAAGGGGAGGAGAGGCUCGCUGACCUGCUCAUCUUCCUAGCGGGGUACACAGCAGCCUCAGAGGACAGCACAUAUUCAGCACUGCUUGCGAUGCUGACCCAGCGGCCGUCUUCAAGGCACGAGGAGCUGAAGGAGAGGGCGCGACACCUCCUGGAGCAGGCGCGGCGCGAGGCACAGAGUCAGCAGCCCGGCCCACAGCGCACCCUCUCCAAGGAGGAGGAGGAGCGACAGGCCCAGCUGAGGGAGAGGGCGAGGAGGCUGAUCGCGGAGGCUAAGCAGGGAGUGGUAGGGGCGUCUGGUACCCUGCCCCCCCCUGCCUCCACCACCACCAGUGUUAUCAGUGGUCGCCAACACUCCCAAGAGGAGGAGAUCAUCACCACCAGCCAGACACCACCACCACCACCUCCGCUCACCACCACAACCACCACCAUCACCACCUCCAAUCCUAGUGAGGAGAACGGCAACAUCGCCACAAACCAACAAACGAACAAACACAUCCGCCAGCACUCCCCCAGCCCCGCCAGCAGAGGAGGAGGAGGAGGAGGAGGAGGAGGAGGAGGCGAAGGAGGAGGAGGAGGAGUGAGGGAAGUUCGCCCCCCAAAACUCCACUCCUUUAAAAAUAUUAUUGACAGAAUGUCGGAGAGGAAG
Messenger RNA from Eriocheir sinensis (Chinese mitten crab), 3599 nucleotides. RefSeq names its product EH domain-binding protein 1-like. Gene Ontology annotation, molecular function: protein binding. Lineage: Eukaryota; Metazoa; Arthropoda; Malacostraca; Decapoda; Varunidae. The record is from RefSeq and is a predicted model, not a curated record.